Messenger RNA from Leptinotarsa decemlineata (Colorado potato beetle), 4085 nucleotides. RefSeq names its product inositol polyphosphate-4-phosphatase type I A. The record is from RefSeq and is a predicted model, not a curated record. Gene Ontology annotation, cellular component: cytoplasm. Gene Ontology annotation, molecular function: phosphatidylinositol-3,4-bisphosphate 4-phosphatase activity. Lineage: Eukaryota; Metazoa; Arthropoda; Insecta; Coleoptera; Chrysomelidae.
UAUUCUCAAAUAAUUUUGUUGACGUUUUAUACUUAGGUGUCUUUCAAAAUAAAUUUUUCGAAAAUGUAAUCUAAAAUUUAUUAUCUUCCAUAGGAUGUAUCUAACAAAGAGUGUAACAAAAAUUUUAUGUGAAGUACUGAUUAUUACGUGAAUUCUUGAAACAUUGAACUACUUGACCUAUUCCAAUCAUGCGAUUCAAUAAACAAGAGCUAGUGACAUUGGCUACACAGCCAUCAACCAAGUUUGAAAAAGAGGGCAUUUUGUACAUACGUGAACGACAGGAAGGAUUUUUUAGGAAAUCAGAAAUAAGCUUAGAGAGGUGGUGUCGCCUCAGAGGGAACCUCUUGUUCUACUUCAAAAAUAGAGAUCCAUGGUCGGAACCGUUGGGUGUUAUUGUCCUGGAACAAUGUCAAGUAAGGGUUGAUCCUCCAAUGGCGUCUCCUCCACUGACUGCUGAAGGACACUAUCCUUUUUAUUUAGUUUUUGAUGGCGGGCUGAGUCAGGCUUUAGCUUCGACUUCAGAUAUAGAGCGUUCCAGUUGGAUGGACUGUAUAAGGCAAGCUAGCUAUGAGGGUAUUAGAGCUGAAUACAAUGCUCUAAGACAGUGUAUCGAAAGGAGAAGGAACCACAAACCAAAUAUCGACUUACAUACGUGGAGGUUGCAGCAAACACAUGUGUUUGAUAUAACUGAGGUUCCACUCUGUGAAAUUUCUUUAGCAUGUGAUAAUUUACUCUGUGAUGGUCAUGGUAGACCCCCUAACCCGUCUUUGGUAGUAGACGUUUAUAUGCCAUCUUCCAAAUUUUGGGUCCAAUACGGAAGAACUGAGAUAAUUGAGAGGAGCAGCAACCCUGGAUUUCUCAGUACAGUGAGCUUUCGUGCCUCUGACGGUCUUUCGGGGGAGACGCGCGUCAGAUUCACAGUGUUCGAUGUCAGGGAGAGGGUCUCGCAUACUGCCGUACCUCUCGGAUCAGCUUGUGUUCUUUUGAGUGCCAUACAGGAUUCAGCUCGUCUCCGCAUCCCCCUGCUGUCCAGAACGCAGGCCACGGCCGGUUUUUUGACAGUAAGCGCUUGGUCACUCGAAGUGGAAGACAGAGGAAGCAGUACGGAACAUACACCUUGUCGAAUGUCUUCUCAUAAUAAUGCUCAGGGUUCUGUUUUAGGUCCCCUGUUAUAUCUUAUAUACGUGAAUGACAUUUCUAAUGAAAAUUGUACAAUGUAUGCAGACGACACCUCCCUCAUAGCUACAGGAAGCAAUAUAGAGCAAACAGUCUUGAAGACCAAUGAAGAAAUCAAAAUAUCUGAGGAAUGGUUCUCUUCAAAUGGAUUAGUUUUGAACAUGGAUAAGACAACGUUCAUAAGAUUCAGUCAAUCAAAUAAUAAACUCGACCACAGCUUGUUGUUAAAAUCUAACAGCAGAACUAUCACUCAAACACCUUCCACGAAGUUCCUUGGGCUCGAUAUAUGGAUUCUGCAGGAAAAAGAACUACUACAAGAGGUCGCUGGGAUGGGGGAACUCAGAGAACCUUGGCACUCACGACAAGUAGAAUUAUUGGAUCGUCACUUGCACCUGCUUCGACUAUAUUCACAAGCCAAGGAAAAUUUGCUAGCGCACAAGGGCAGUCUCUUCAAAGCCAGUUCUCGCAAAGGCGACAGGAGUUUAGAGUUCGCUCCGAUAAACCUGCACCUGCAAAGGAUGUGGGUGCACAAUGAUACCCUCAACAAAUCCGGUUUUUAUGAUUGGAUCACCGUGGGAGCUUUCACAGCUCAUUCCCACAAGUCGAAGAAUGGUGGUUUGAUUAGAUUAGUUCAGCAAUUGAAAGAAUCGCCGAGUAAAUCUAGCUCAAAUUAUCAGAUCACAACGAAAAUUUCUAUGGCCAAUGAUGCUAUACAGAAAAAAAUAUAUUUUUUUGGUAAAACCCUGAUGCGACUGGCCAAAGAAAAACAAACCAACGGAAUGUUACCAAUCUGCGAGGAUAUGAUCAGUAAAACCAGAAUCCUUCUGAGUCUUUGGGACCCGGGCUUGGUCGAGGAAGCCUUGAAUUUCAUCGAACAGUACAAACUAAUUGUGAACGAGGAUUCGGGUGUUGGGGAAGACUUAAGUUUGGAAAGUGGCGGCCGACCGAGUUUGAUUUUAUCUCCGUUCAAACGAAUCACACAGCAACUCACAUCACUGGAUUUGAAGAGUCCGGAUCUGGAAGAUUUCGCAACUCCGUGUACUCCCAUGAAUGUGGAAGAUAUCUGGAAGGUGUCCAAUCAGAGUCGAGAUAAUAACCGUAUUGAUAGUUCACAAAGUAGGGAGACCAAACAAAAUACAAAUUUUCAUAUGUUUAUUAAUUUUCAAGAUAUUGGAAACAAUAAAUUGAUGGAUAAUUCUUCAGAAAUCACUGAACCAAGUAGCCUCACCAGCAACACGAAUAAUACAGAGCCUAGAUCUCUAGAACCUGACACCGGUCGCCGAUUCCUCGACACCAAUGUCAUGUGCAACUCUCCGUCUGCCAACUACUACAAACCCACAGACGAACCGGAACCUUGGGACAUCACCCAACUGAACAUAGAAGCCAGCGUUAUGUGUUUGGUCAGCAAAGUCAAGUUCCUUUGCGGUAGAUGUAACAGCCCUGCAGUACGCUUGAAGCAGAACGCACGGAACGUCAAGAGGAACGUGAUAACCGAUCAGCCUAGCGGGGGAAAUAUUAUCAAUAAGGAAGCAGAGGCCGUGUCGAAAGCAGUGAAUAAAGUUGUGAGAAAUGGUAACAAAUUCACCGAUGGCUUAGAUUUGAACAAAAUAAGCGACUGGUCUGCCGAGUUGAGACCGAGUAUGAGGAAGUUGAGGCAAGCAAUGGAUGGACUCCUAAAAACAGCCAGGUUGACACACUCUGUAUUCAGAGUGCAGGAAGAUCCUAAAGCGGCACAAAGGGUAUGCAAUGUGAGAUACAGGCGAGAUGUUUGUUUUUCUCAGGCAUUGACAUCUUUGGUGGCGGGUUUAAUGACCCGUCUAUGGUGUCACAAACCAGAUCCAGCAUUUGUGGCCAUGUUGAACGCUCUGGGACCUUUGGCUUCUUUCGAAGGUCUGCUGAGCUACUACGGAAACGAGAUAGACAUGUGGGGCGACAUGUCCGUAGCGAUUGAAGAUUUGAGGACAGUAUUAUUCAUUCUGGUGAGGAGCCCUAGCCCAGCCACCGAACCGCAUCCGAAUCCAAAAGUCAGUGGAACGAGAAAUUCCCUCACAGUUUCUCUUCCGGUUCCUGACACAGUGUACAGCUUGAUUCCCACUAGACAGACACUAUCAUUUCAUGUUACACCAGUGUUUUUCAACAUAGGAAUCAAUGAAAUGGCGACUAUAGCUGAAGGUAUAGGCGCCACUAGGCCACAGGAGAGGUCUAACGUAGACAAUUUUGAGAGGCUGAAUGAGUAUUAUUUGAGAUAUAGGAAACUGAAUAUUCCAGAUAAAAAUGCGUUCGCCAGCAGGAUGUCUGCUUGCUCGCCCCAGCUGAGAUCGCUGAACGAUUUGAUAGAAAAUCUUAGGACAUCUGUACAUAGUUCCAAAGCCAAAAAUGUCGAGAUAUUACAUUUAGCUGCACAAAUAUGUAGGCAAAUUAACGGAAUAAGAUUCACAAGUUGUAAAAGUGCCAAAGACAGGACUGGUAUGUCAAUAACUCUGGAGGAAUGUUUAAUCCUAGCCGACGAAUACCAUUUAGCUGAACACGAAUUUCAGAAAGCAUUGGACUGUUUGAGGAGCGAGGGAUGCCGAAGAGAAAAUACUUUGAAGAAUAUUGGCAUCAGUAAAUACGCUUUCAACUCUAUGCAACUAUUAGCAUUUCCCAAGCUUUAUAGACCACCUCCAGGAACAUACGGUUCUGCACAGAGUUAGGAAUAAAUACAGGAUCUUCUCAAGGUGCCAAUUACAUCUAAUAGUCAUGUUUUAUUUACUUAAAUGUUGAUACUAAUUGUUGAAUAUGUUAUUUUCUAGUUACAUAUUAAUAUAUUUUUUAUUUAUGUCACUUAUUUACAUAUUUCAUUUAUUUAACAGAAAUUUGUAUAGAAAGCUGGGACAAUCCCUCUAAAUAAAAACAAUUAUUUAUUAAAA